AAUCCGCGCCAUGACAGCUCGACACGUGACGUAGAGUAAGUUCCUGCUGUGGCUUGAGGGAAACAGAUCGACAUCUAGCCACGGGAGAAUCGCACUUUGCGGCCUGUGGAAGCCCCCUCCCUGAGCAAUGGCCUCACCGGUCUCUGUCUACAACUCCAACGCCUUGGACACGCACAUCUCCAGUACCUCCAGAGAGUCUCUAAAAAUGGAGUUGUUAGCAGACGUGUGUCUUCUGCCAGGAGAGGACAGAAUUAUAGAUAAAGACAUCAUCUACAUCUGUCCAUUCAGUGGAGCAGUGAAAGGCAAAGUGUUAAUCACCAACUACAGACUCUACUUCAAGAGCUCUGAUGGAGAUGUGGUGGUGACGCUGGACGUUCCUUUGGGUGCAAUCGGCCGUGUGGAGAAAAUGGGUGGGGCAUCAAGCCGAGGUGAAAAUUCUUAUGGCCUGGAUAUCACCUGCAAGGACAUGAGGAACCUGAGGUUUGCGUUGAAGCAGGAGGGCCACAGCAGACGAGAUAUCUUUGAGCUCCUCUUCAGACAUGCUUUCCCCCUCUCACAUAGUCUGGCUUUGUUUGCAUAUGUGACUCAGGAGAAAUAUGAGGAAAAUGGCUGGAAUGUCUACAAACCUAUGGAGGAGUUCAGACGCCAGGGAUUACCUAAUAACAAGUGGCGUAUUACAUUCAUCAAUAGAAACUAUGAGCUGUGCGACACCUACCCCACUGUAUUGGCCGUCCCCUUUAAAAGUAAAGAGGAGGACCUCAGAAGAGUCGCUGCCUUCAGGUCAAGAGGACGAAUACCGGUUCUGUCGUGGAUCCACAGGGAAAACCAGGCAGUGAUCACCCGCUGCAGUCAGCCUCUGGUUGGCAUGUCUGGUAAAAGGAACAAGGAUGAUGAGCGCUACUUGGACCUGAUCAGGGAGGCGAACGACACCACCAAGCUUACCAUAUAUGAUGCCAGGCCCAGUGUCAACGCAGUGGCCAACAAGGCCACUGGAGGAGGUUACGAAGGUGAUGAGUACCAGAAUGCGGAACUCAUCUUCUUGGACAUCCAGAACAUCCACGUGAUGAGGGAAUCCCUGAAGAAACUCAAAGACAUUGUCUACCCAAACGUGGAGGAAUCCCAUUGGCUGUCCAGUUUGGAGUCCACACACUGGCUAGAACAUGUUAAGCUGGUGUUGUCAGGAGCCAUCCAAGUAGCAGACAAGGUUUCCAGUGGAAACUCAGUGGUGGUUCACUGCAGCGACGGCUGGGACAGAACUGCCCAGCUCACCUCUCUGGCCAUGCUGAUGCUGGACAGUCACUACCGCACACUCAGAGGAUUCCAGGUGCUAAUUGAAAAGGAAUGGAUCAGCUUUGGGCACAAAUUUGCCUCAAGGAUAGGUCACGGAGACAAGAACCAUGCAGAUCAGGACAGAUCACCCAUCUUUGUUCAGUUCAUUGACUGUGUAUGGCAGAUGACUAAACAGUUUCCUACAGCCUUUGAGUUUAAUGAGCGCCUCCUGCUGACAAUUCUGGAUCAUCUCUACAGCUGUCGGUUCGGGACUUUCCUCUUUAACUGUGAGAGUGCACGAGACCAGCAUGAGCUGAGGUCAAAAACAGUGUCCCUCUGGUCUCUGGUCAAUAGUAAGAUGGACAUUUAUUUAAAUCCCUUCUACACACCUGAGUCAGGCCGGGUGCUCUACCCUGUCGCCAGCAUGCGCCACCUAGAGCUGUGGGUUACAUACUACAUCCGCUGGAACCCACGUAUACGACAGCAGGUAAUGAUACAGCAGAGUCCAGUGGAGCAGCGCUACAAGGAGCUGUUGGCCCUCAGAGACGAGUACUUGAAGAAGCUGGAAGAGCUGCAGCUGUCCGACUCCUCCCCUUCCUCUCGUUUGGGGAACAGCUCCACUCCCAACACAUCCUCCUCCACCUCGUCCACACCAUCACAGCAAUACACACACCUACAAACUCCCUUCUGAGGGCUGCUCUCACACACAAUCACACACACUCUGUCUCUCUCUGAUACUUGUUGACUUGCACUUACGUCUCUCUCACUCAGAUUUCUGUCAGUCUUACACACACGCAGGGAAUAAAUUAGUCUUGUGCAGUCAAACUGUGGCUAUAACACAUGAUGCUAAUACGAUUUUGAUUUGAUGAUUAACUCUUAACACCAUUGUAGUGAUAAUGGUGAUUUAUGCAAAACCUCACAGUACAGCCUUGUCACAACACUCUUCUAUACACACACACCUUCAUCACACAGUGAAGCCUUAAAGAUAAUUCAGUAUUUUUUGGGGGUUUUUUAGUGAAAAGGGCUUGAACACACAGGACACACGGUGGUUGGUGGUUAUGUAUCAGUGUAGACACAGGCAGCACGGCACGGCAAGAUUGGCGCAUUUUUCCCUCCACACACUGAUGCGAAACAACACACCUGUACUGUUGUGACGCACUGUGUGUGGACAGCACUGAUGUUAGAGGAACAUAGAUUACAUUCAAAUAGUCUCAACUACUUGCCACUAGCUCUAAAUAAAAGUAGUCAAGUAAAGCUGGGUUAGGCAAGAUCAACCCCAAAUUCCUCCUCUCCCCUCCAGGUGGUAAACACCACUCUCAGGCUGCAUUUAUACUACAUUUUUCUUUUGAAAAAUGCAUUUUUCAGUGUUAAAGGUCUGUGUUAGCAGUAAUUUGUUCUACAAAAUGGCAGAAAAUGUUGAUUAGUGUUUCCCCCAAAAUGUUUUGUCAAAUUCUCAAAUCUUUCAUUCAGUUUUAAUGAUUUCUUUGAUAAAUGGAACAAAGAAAGCAGGAAAAAGUCACAUUUGAGAAGCUGAAAAAUCUGCAAACUUUGACUUAUUUAAUUUGAAUAUCUAAAUAGUUGACAGUUCAUUCAGUAAAUGAUCUUUGCAGACCUAAUUCUAACACAUUAUGAAAACAACUCUGGGUGUGCGCAUUCCAGUGUUAACAGGAAGCAUACUCUCUUUCAGAAAUGACUAAUAACAAGAAUCCACAGUGGUAUAAUGUCAGAACAGGGAUUUCUCUAAUGAAACUGAAAGUGUUAAUAGAGCUUUCAUUUCACAGCCUACAUUAUCUUGGUUAAACAGCUAAUAGGAGUGCCUGCUCUAACUCAGUUGCUCUGUAAUCACAGGUCAAGUUUACCACAAGGCUGCAAACACAGCCUAGUUCUCUCUCUCAUCACUUAAUUUACAUUAUUUUGAAAGUCUAUGACAAAAUUAUUGUCUCAUAAUGCCAAAAAAUGUAUUGCCUCCCCAGCUUUAAGGCUGUUUUGUAAAACAUACUCUCCAUUACAUAACAGUUUUGGGGUUGCAAUUUAACUUGUGCUCGCCUUACACAAGGACUUUUAGCAGAGGAAGGUGCUGAACCAGCUCUGUUUAAUGAAAAAAAAAAAAAAAGUCACCCCAAAAGAAGAUCCCUUAUCCAGCAGGCCACCUUCUGUAUGUCUCGCCUUUGUCCACCUACACAGCCACUGGUGUCCCGUGUAAACACAAUAUAAUGCUAAUAGUGAUUUUGUACAACUCUCACUUUUCGCACUUCUUCCUGUCUGCGUGAGGCUGGAUGUCACCUCAUGACUCCAGCUCUGUCUGUAAAUCAUGUUUUUCAGAUUUGGACUCUGCUAUGAGCGUAGCACUGUUUUCCACAACUUCUUAAGCUAUAAGACUGAGAGCAAAUACCAUUCUAGCUUUGUCAGAAUAGUUAGAAUUAAUCAAUGGUUUACUUUUAUGAUUGUGUCUUUUGAAAAGGUUAGAAAUGUGUUCUGGUUCUCAAGAUAGAUUAGGGAAAUGAAGUGGCGUUGACCUCUGAUCCUGCAUUUAUUUAUGUACAUGUAAAGGGAUAGUUUAGAUUUUUUUUUGAAGUGCAGUGGUAUGAAAAGAAAUCUACACCAUUGUAAGGCUAUGAUAUCUUAAGAAUAUUUUUAUCACACAUUUGUUUGACUUUGACAACCACUCACACCACUCCACACCAAAGUCCAUAGAGAAAAUCAGCGUUUUUACAUCACAACGCACAGGAGUUGUUGAUCCACGUCUGCCUCCAUGAUUCAGUUUCCAUCCAUCCAACAUCGACUGCUCUAUCCUCCACAUGAGGGUCGCCGGGGGCGCUGGUGCCAAUCCCAGCUGACAUAGGGUGAUCAGUCCUCAUUCAGUUUGUUGUUUUUUGAUUUCUGCAUUUGAAAUCCAUCCUUGUGAUUUACCUCAGUGACACAUACGUACCAAACAUGGCAGCCGUAGACCAGCAGCUCCUGUGUCUCUGAAAAAAAGCUAUUUUUCUCUAUGGACUUUGGUGUGGGAGAGUGAGCGCCAUACAAACGUGUGUUCCCACCUAGAAAAGGCUAUUUUAUGGCAAGAUAAAGUUGCAAAUGUAUUUUUAAGGUUUUGUUGACCAGCUCUUGAUUUCACUAAGUGGGUGUGUUGUUAAGUAGCUAAACUCUGUUAUCAGUGUUUCCCAAUUGACAGCCAUGUUCUCAUAUAACCACACCUCAAAUAACCUGAACUUUGAGUCUCCACUAAACACAGACCCUGGAUGGAGAAGCUAAAUUGGAUCCUAACCAUGCUAGGGUGUUUUUUUUGUUUUGUUUUUAUGAGCAAAUGUUUUAGGAACAGUGCGCGG
Solea solea (common sole) is the source of this 4595-nucleotide messenger RNA. It is a transcript of the gene mtm1, whose product is annotated as myotubularin 1. Lineage: Eukaryota; Metazoa; Chordata; Actinopteri; Pleuronectiformes; Soleidae. Gene Ontology annotation, biological process: negative regulation of autophagosome assembly; dephosphorylation; mitochondrion distribution. Bases 128 to 1960 code for a protein of 610 amino acids. Gene Ontology annotation, molecular function: phosphatidylinositol-3,5-bisphosphate 3-phosphatase activity. The record is from RefSeq and is a predicted model, not a curated record. The transcript is spliced from 16 exons. Gene Ontology annotation, cellular component: plasma membrane.